Molecule: messenger RNA, 843 nt
Organism: Aspergillus campestris IBT 28561
Lineage: Eukaryota; Fungi; Ascomycota; Eurotiomycetes; Eurotiales; Aspergillaceae
Product: kinase-like protein
Exons: 1
Coding region: 1-843 (280 amino acids)
Source: RefSeq, a predicted model, not a curated record
AUGGCACCUACCCACGACAGCCCCUCGGGUUCCGACACGGGGAACCCUAGCCCCUAUAAUGACCGGCCCCUGUUCCGCUAUGCUACCCUACUCGCAAUCCGGACCCUGCGGGCAAUGCGACCCCGGACGGGUAGCGUUCUCAUGCUGACCGAUCGCCUAUGCGUCAAGUAUGGCCAAGGGGUGCACUUAGCCGAGGCGUCCACCAUGCGCUUCAUCCAGGAAAACACCUCCCUCCCCGUCCCCAAAGUCGUCUGCGCGUUCACCCACCACGAUCAAACCUACAUCGUGAUGGAGCGCAUUGACGGCGAGAUGAUCGGGUCGGGCUGGACCUCCCGCAGCGACAAGUCGAAAAGUCGACUGCUCGACCAGCUGAAAUCUAUGGUCGCGGAGCUGCGACAGCUGCAGCCGCCGGCCGGGAUGGGCGUCGCGUCUGUAGAGGGCGGGUCGCUCUUUGAUGUCCGGAUCCAUCCGUCUAUGCGGUUCGGCCCGUUUGAUGAUGUAGAGGGGUUUCAUGGGCAUUUGCGAACUGGGCUGCAUCUGAAUGCUGGUCUGGAUCCGGAGAUCCAGACCUUGAUUGAAUUGCAGAGCCGCACGUGGCCGUUGAAGCUUACGCAUGGCGAUCUGAGCAGUCUGAACAUUUUGGCCCGCGGGGAUGAUAUUGUGGGCAUUGUUGACUGGGAGAAUGCGGGCUGGUUGCCUGAGUACUGGGAGUAUACUUCAGCUUGCCAGGUCAAUCCGCAGAAUUCGUUCUGGAUUGAGGAGGUCGACAAGUUCCUGACCCCGAUGCCGCGGGAGUUGGAGAUGGAACGUCUCCGCCAGAAGUACUUUGCAGAUAUGGCCUAA